AUGAGAUAUUCAUCGUCGUAUUCUUUGGAUAAAGCCUGUAUUUCUAUGAAGUCCAAUAAAGUGAUUACCGUUUACUAUCCCAAGACAUUUCCGGCAGUAAACGAACACUGCCCAGAGCAUCAGGUGUUGAGAAAAUGCCCAUGGCCUGGGCUUUUUGUUGAGGUAGGCAAACAGCGUAGAAAAUGAUCGGUAUUCCAGUAUAUUCAAAUGUUCGCCAGCUAUUCUCACUACCAGAUACGGCCUUAUGUUAAUGCGGAAUUGGAUGUUCUUGUAAAUGUAGGAAGCCUUGCCAUAGUUGUUUUUCUUUCUCGCUCAAAUCAAUCGUAUUUUAAUUACAGUGGGGGACCUGAUUUAGUGGUAAAAAACGGACCAUUUUGCAUCCGGGAAGCAUCAAAAAUGUGGCAAAAUACUUGCCUCUCCAAGUGAAAAAACCCGAUUUCAAAAGCGCGCCCGCUCUUUUUGUGAGGGAAAGGGCGCGCAUUUCAAAACGGAGUUUUUCUUAUUGUAGUGGGAGGUAUUUUGCCACAUUUUUGAUACUUCCCGGAUGCAAAAUGGUAUAUUUUUUGCCAUUGGAUCAGGUACCCCACUGUAUAGGCGCUUUCGAAUAUUUCUAGGAAAACGGCGACUGGCGAAUGGCAUUCGAACUACUUAGAAAUGGAACUAUUGAUACUAUUGCUUACGGAUUUAUGAAGACUGCCAUCAGACUAAAACAAUACGACUUCUCGGAUGUUCUAUACAAUGUAAUUGCCACAGAACUUUCUAUUAUUCCAGUUUAUGUUUAGUCUCCGAUAUACCCAAUACAUCGAAAGUCGUUUGGCGACACAGAGUCCACCUUCUCUUUCUUUACGAUCUACGGGAGGGAUGUUGUCCUCGCAUUGGGUUCGAUUAUCUUUCUCCAAGUGGCUUUUUACUUUACUCAUUCGAUGCUGUUCGAUGUUCAGCGCCGAUCUCCGUAUAACGCUGCGGUUGAUGUAAGCAACUAUUGAUAGGACUGUGUGGCAAAAAGAUGUCAAAAUGCAUCCCGGAUUCAAUGAAUUGCCUCUACAGUGGUGGACCUGAUGCAUUGGCCAAAAACGUACCAUUUUGCAUCCGGAAGUAUCAUAAAUGAAGCGAAAUACCUUCUUCUCCAAGUGAAAAACUCCGAUUUCAAAAGCGGGCCCACUCUUUUUGUGAGGGAAAGUGCGCGCAAAACGUGGUUUUUUUAGUUGGAGAUCGAGGCAUUUUGUCACAUUUUUGAUACUUCCCGGAUGCAAAAUGAUACGUUUUUUGCCACUGGAUCAGGUCCCUCACUGUAUUUGCAUCCCUUCGCUUACCGAGGAUAGUGUUUCUCAGACAGCCGUUUUCGGUCAGAGAUGGAUGCAAAGGGAGGUAUUUCAUUGCAUCUCAGAUGCGUUUGGAUGGUGUUUUUGCCACAUGAUCUGGUCCGAAGACUCAAUUCAGCCCCCUGAAGGUUCAAAUUAACCUCAAGUUGGCUUUUUUCAGUCUGUCUGGUCAGCGCUUGCCCUACAGCUUGGUCAGUCGACCAAAGGCAAUAAACGUUCUCGGGCAGUCAAUUUCAAUCGUCUAAUGUUCUCAUUUAUCAACACUCCAAUUUUGCUCGGUCUAUAUUCGACAUGGAUAGUGUCGAAUCGGCUUUCGGCGGAUACUGAUGGGACAAUCACCUCAUACCAGGACUUGAUCAACAAAUUGUCUAGUGGCCAAAAGUAUUUGAUAGAGUAUACGGGCACGGUCGACUGGUUUUUCGAGGAGAUUGAGUCGAGCAAUGUUUUCCCGUUCAAGGAUAUUCGAAAUACACUGCAACGUGAGCUUGUUUUUUACAAUUCUCAUCAAAUUCGGCAUAUCUCUCUUUCCGUAGCUUUGUAUCGACUUCUGGAAGUUUAAGCUCGUCCUAAUAUCAUCCUCUUCCAGGCAAUCCAACCCGUCGAGUCACAAUAAACCAGAGUUAUCAGCACCUGAACGACGGUGAUGGCGUUGCUCUGUUGCCUGAUGACACUCAAUCUUUCCAAAAAGUCCUCGAAUUGUGUAAUUUGGAAAAGAUUAAUACGGCGAUUGAAAGUAUCGACCGACGAUUUCUCCUACGGCAAAAUCGACCGGAUCGCCUGGUUCAGGACCUGAAUGCUUUCAUACGGAAGAAAGUGCCGGCGAUCGCGUUGGUCUACAACAAAUACAGGGGGCAGUUGACCAAAGGAAGGGCGCAGUGCGGAAGACGGCGUCCGGAUAGUAAGUUUCGCACGGUAGGAAGGAAGCGGAUAGCAUCAAACAAAUUUGAUCGUUAUACAUGGAAGACGUGAUCCGGUGUCAAAAAGCGUACCAUUUUGCAUCUGGGAAGUAUCGAAAAUGUGGCAAAAUGCUUCCCUCUCCCAAGUGAAAGAACUUCUUUUUGAAGAGCGCGCCGUUUUUCCCCACAAAAAGAGCAGGCGCGCUUUUGAAAUCUGAGUUUUUUCACUUGGAGAGGGAGGUAUUUUGCCACAUUUUUUGAUGCUUCCUGGAUGAAAAAUGGUACAUUUUUUGCCACUGGAUCAGGUCCCCCACCGUGUAAUGGUUUUGGAAUAUGCAGAUUCAUUUUUCCCUAACGUAAGAAUUUCCUGGGACCUUGAGUAUCGUUCAUUUCAGAUAGGUUUUAUAAUAUUUCACGCGGGUUUGGUAUUCUGAGAGACUGGCUGAAUAAAACCGAAUCUUCUGCCAUUUUACUGCCCUAUAAACACCCGCUAUUUUCAGCCCAACGUCCCUACCGCGGUCUGAUGUACGUUUGGCUUGGCCUCUGCGCCGCUUCCACGCUGGUCUUCUGCUUUGAAGUCCUUCUCAGUUUGCGUGGGAAACGUCUGAAACUCACCAAAAAAACGGCGAGCAUCGAACGCGACUCGCGCUUAGUAUUCGGCCCACUGGGCCGAGUGGGUGGAAAAUGA
Bursaphelenchus xylophilus (pine wood nematode) is the source of this 2906-nucleotide messenger RNA. NCBI's taxonomy places the organism in Eukaryota, Metazoa, Nematoda, Chromadorea, Rhabditida, Aphelenchoididae. The record is from the annotation of a GenBank genome assembly.